AUGUUGCGUUGGGCCACUUGGGCCCUGUUGUGGAGCAAUGUGGCGGGAGAAGCCAAAUUUGCCGAAUUUGCCGAAUGUAGAUUCGGGACGCCAGCAGAAGUGGCAGAGAUAUGGGACAAGCAGACCUUGGCGUCUUUCUCCUUGUCUCAGCUGCAGGCCUUUGCAGCCCUUGCCUGUGGCCAUUGUCCCCUACUCUCACGGGCCUUGCGCUGCCAGAAACGGAAGGUGAAACGGAUGACCUCACCGGACUGGAAGUGGUUGGCCUUCUUGUAUAUGAAGGAGGAGGCCUUUUUGGCGAAGCGUCAGGUCCAGGGCAUGGUGCAGCACGUGUGGCAGAACUACGAGGCUCGCGCCUUUGGAAAGGAUGAGCUGAAACCUGUCUCGGGUCGCGGAGUGGACAGUUGGGGUGGCGUGGGGCAAACCCUGGUGGAUUCCAUGGACACGCUUUGGAUGAUGGGCUUUUACGAGGAAUUUCACCGUGCUGCCACCUGGGCAGAGACACAAUUGGACUUUGACAAGGACUUAAAUGUAAACUACUUUGAGACCUCGAUUCGCCAUUUGGGUGGCUUGCUCUCUGCGUACAUCUUCAGCCAACGUCCGGGGCUUCUCUUGAAAGCCAUUGACCUGGCUGAGAGACUGGCGCAUGCCUUUCCAAAGAGUGAGGCGGAGGUCGUGCCUGAAGAGAAAAGCCGGAAGAUUGCGCGGACUGGCAGCCACCUCUCGCGCUGGUUGAGAGGUGCCAAAAACUUUUUGCAACAGGUGUUUGAGGUGGUUGAGGAGUCUGGCAGUGGAAACUAUUCGGAGCUAGACAUGGAUGAACUUCCUGCGGAUCUUUCUGAGCACCUGGCCAGCCCCAAGAAAUUACCCAGGACGGAAGCGACGCUCCCCUUGUCGGAUGUAAACUUGCGCACGGGCAAAGCUACAGACUUGGCGGGAUAUUUGUCCCUGUCCGAGACCUAUGUGCCGGUGGAGUGGAAAGUCCUGGCACUUCUCACCUCAAAUUGUGAUUAUGUGAGGCAUCAAGACCAGGUGUUGGAAGUGCUGAACCAGAGUGCUGAUUUGGCAUCCACAGGUUUGGGGGCCAUUUUGUUGCGGAAGAAUGGUGACGUCCACGCUAUCAAUGACAACAGAAUCUCUUUAGGGAGCCGAGGAGAUUCCUUCUAUGAAUACCUCUUGAAGGACUCGAUCUUUCUUGGCACACAUGCCAAUCCUAUGGCUCGUGCCAUGUGGGCUUCCUUCCGUGCCAAAUUGCCUGGGCUCCUAGUCGAGACGCCUCCCAGGCACGGUGGAAGGACACAGUGA
Molecule: messenger RNA, 1302 nt
Organism: Durusdinium trenchii
Lineage: Eukaryota; Dinophyceae; Suessiales; Symbiodiniaceae
Source: the annotation of a GenBank genome assembly